Messenger RNA from Triticum turgidum subsp. durum (durum wheat), 447 nucleotides. The record is from the annotation of a GenBank genome assembly. Lineage: Eukaryota; Viridiplantae; Streptophyta; Magnoliopsida; Poales; Poaceae.
AUGGUGGUCGUGCCGCUGCCGCCUUCGGCACCAUCCCAGCUCGCAGCCUCAGUCGAUUUGCUCUGCGUCUCCAACCGUCCAAAGAUCCCAACCCUAUCAUCGUCUCCUACCACGAGCUCGGCAACGAGAUCGGACAUGGCAAGUUCGGCUCCGUUCGGAUCUAUGAGGUUCGUGCUGAUCGGGUGGGUGGCCCUGGUGAACUACGGCAAGGACUACGGCCGCCUCGUCGUCAUCGUCGACGUUGUUGACCAGAACAGGAACGUCGAGGACACGGUCCACCGCGAGGUCGAGAUCAUGCAACACCUCUCGGGCCACCCCGCCGUCGUCACGCUGAAGGCCAUCUGCGGUGGUUGCAAAUCGAAGGUGAUUGUGCGGCGGCCCUCUCUCCUUCCAAUCCUCUCUCUACCAUUGGAGCAAAAGUUGCGGACAUCUUGGCGGCGUUGGUAG